Molecule: messenger RNA, 2558 nt
Organism: Paramecium pentaurelia
Lineage: Eukaryota; Ciliophora; Oligohymenophorea; Peniculida; Parameciidae
Source: the annotation of a GenBank genome assembly
AUGAGUAUGGGAUAGGUUCAUCCAAGUUGCUCAUCUCCAAUUGAUACAAAAGAAUAUAAAACAGGAUUAGAGUAUAAUAUCUUUUUUACUUGAAUAGUUCACUCAAACUAUUUAAUACAAUAAGGUAAAGUAGGCAUACAUCAAAAGAAACCACUCUCAUUAUUUCACCUAAACAGUAUAGCUAGAUUUUAUUCAAGUGCAAUAAGCAAUCGAGCAUUUUUAACUCCUAAACGUAGUUAGUUUACUAGUUAAGAUUAAAUUGUUGAGGAAGAUGAUUAUUUUAGAGAUAAAAGAACAAAAAGAAAAUUUGAUAUUGCAUCUAGAAGAUUAAUGAUUCUAUUGUCCUUUUUUAAGCAUAUUAAUCAAACAAAAGAAACAGAUAAAACAUCAUAACUUAAAUAAAUUCAUAAGAAAAGAAAAAAGCUACCGUUCUAUCCAAAUUAAUUGCAAAUUUGGAAAUAAUUUAUGUCAGUGUAAACAUUAAUUACUUUGAUGUUGUAUCCAAUAUACAUUAGUCUGUCAGAUUAUAGUAGUUUAGUAUUCAUAUUAAUCAUUUUAGGAUAUUUUGACCAUUCUUAUUUUAAUAUUGGAUAGUUUAUAUUUUAUUGAUAUCAUUCUAAAAUAAAUAACAUGUCAAAUAGAUAAAAAUUAUAACUUAAUUGAUACAUUCUAAGCCAUUUUCUUAUUUAAUUUAUAGAGAUGGCUAAUAUUUGAUAUACUCAGUAUUAUCCCAUAUAAAUUAUUUGUUAAUAAUUUUAUUGAUUAAUUAUGCUUAAAUCUAUUAAAAUUACUUAGAUUUGUUAAAUAUUUCAGUUACAAUGAAAGAUAAAUAUAUUAAGAAACCUAAACAUCUAAAGAUUAAUCAUAAUAUUUUGAAAAAAUAUUUUAACUUGAUGGAAAAUUAUUAAGUAUUAUUAAAAUAUUCAAAAAUAUGCUCAUUUUAAUAAGUCUUUUUGGAUGUUUAUUUCAUUCUGUAUUAUAAUAUGAUGGAAUCUCAUAAUAAGAAAAUAGUUUAAAAAUCUAUGUUUAAGGUUUAUAUUGGGCUAUUCAAACAGUUACUGUUAUUGGAUAUGGAGAUGUACCAAUCACAACAUCAACAUAAUAUAAUUUAACAAUUAUUUGGAUUUUUGUAGGAGUAGGAUUUUAUUCAUUAACAAUUGGUAAUUUAGCAGCAAUAUUGGAAUAACAAUCUUCAAAUGAAGGUUUUGAUGAAGAUUUAGAAGCACUUGAAACUCUUAUGUCUUAAAUUCUUAUUCCAGAAGAGUUAAGUGCUUAAUUAUUUUCCUAUUAUUAUUAUAAUAUUGAAAACAAUCCAUUUUGGAAUUAUAAGAAGUAUUUAAUUUAUAUAAUAAAGAUGAUAGAAUCAUUGAAACCUUGCCUUCUCAACUUAAAGUAUUUGCUAUAGCAUUUUGUCAAAAAUAAUUAAUCGAAAAUGUAAACAUCUUUUCUUUUGAUAUUAAUUUUGCAGCUGCCAUUUUACCUCACUUUACUAUUUAUUGUUUUAAAUAAUAUGAAACAAUAUAUUUUAAUGGUUCUCCUAGUCUUGAAGUAUUUUUCUUAGUGGCUGGAGAAAUCCGUUUAUGUGAUAAGGAUGGUAAUACUCUUCUUAACAUCCAAGAAGGAUAUAUUUUUGGUGAAAUUGAAAUAUUAGAAGAUAGUUAUAGAAAAUAAUCUGCAAUAGCUGGUAAGGAUUCUGUAGUUAUAAUGUGUCCUGUAUUAUAAUUCUUAUAAUUAGUAUAAGAUGAUGAAAAAUUAUUAUUUGAAAUUGAAUAAUUAGGAUUAAGAAGAAGACUUUUAUUACAAGAAAACAUAUCUAGAAUUAAAAGUAUUUAAUUAUUAUUUAUAUAUUAAUAGAAAAUGCUAAAUAAAUAAAAAGAAUAAGUGCAUUAGAUGGUUAAUUAAUGAAUUAAUAUGUUUCAAAAAAAUAAUUUUUAGAGAGAUAAUUUAAAAGAAACAUUGUUAAGGAUUCUUAUUAAUAAAUACAUAAAAAAUUAAUUAGAUUCAUUUUUGGAUAAAAGUAAGAAAAAAAAUGGAAAUAUCAAGCAAUAUUUAAAAUGGCUGUUAGGAAAAUUAUUGAUCAUAGAAAAUAAGCAUUAUUAUUAUCAAGAAAACCUAGUAUGGUAUUAGGAAAAUAAAUGCUAUAAAAUUUUGCUUAAGUAAGAGAGGAUGAAAAGAAUCUUUAAAAAAAAAUAUUGAAUAAUAAAAAGAGUGGAAAAUAUUAAAAAAGAGUGAAAAUUAAAGAUAUUUUAAAUCAUCAUAGAUAAAGUCGAAUUGCACCUAUGUUAAUCACUCCUUCUCCUUAUUAUGAAGAAAUUAUCAGUGAAGUUAAAGAAGAAAAAUAAUUAUUUAAACAAAAAUAAAAUUUAAUUGCCGAGUUAUCUAACAAACUUAUUAAAAUAAAUUUAACUGGAUAAUUAAAAAUAUUUAAUACUUUAUAUGAAGAACUAAUUUAAAGUAUUGAUAUCUUAAAUGAUAUUAAGUAUUAAACUAUUUAAUCUGUAGAAGAAAUGGAAUCAAUAUAUUAUUAAAUAUCUUUAUUGAUUACAUCUAUUUUUUGA